Messenger RNA from Brugia malayi, 1590 nucleotides. RefSeq lists its product as uncharacterized. The record is from RefSeq and is a predicted model, not a curated record. Bases 1 to 1590 code for a protein of 529 amino acids. The transcript has 10 exons. NCBI's taxonomy places the organism in Eukaryota, Metazoa, Nematoda, Chromadorea, Rhabditida, Onchocercidae.
AUGGCAUUUCAGGGAGUUCAAUUUCAGAUUCAGACAACACCCGAUGAGGCACCAUGGUACAAACAAGUUGAUCCGACAAUGACGCUCGACAAAUUACUAAAAUUAACGGAAGAAUUUUCCCGUAUCUACAAAACGCAUGGUGAGUCAUUAAACAUCAAGAAGUAUGCAAUGCGUAGUUCACUGAGAGAAACUAGUGCACCACAAAAUGUAAACCAACCUCAGCAACAGUCACCGCAACAACCCCCAUCACAGCAACACCGACAAGGACAAAAUCAGGUGGCACCAUCAAUCGCUACACUACCACCCCCACCGGUGGCGCCACAGCUUAAUGCAGCUGUAGCUGUAAAAGGUGCUGAACCAACUCGACGGAUUGAUCUCAGUGAUUACAAAUUACGGAAUAAUGCAGCGCAGCAGCAGCAGCAACCGAGUUCUCAGAAUUCUGUAGUACAAGCUCAACGACGAAAUUUCAUGCGCCCUGAUGUAUUAUCACAAACAGCUAGCAAAGGACUGGAUUUACCUCUUCCUCCAAUUAUUGCAAAUGAAAAGCAGCUAAAUCAAAAUAGGCAGGAGCAAGUUAUUGUCAAACCAAAUGAAGCGAGAGUCGUCCAACUGUCAAAAUCUGGAGCACUCAAACAGAUGAUCUCGCAGAAACCUGUUAUCACAAAUGUCUCGAAACCAUUGCAAUCAGUCAGGCAGGCAACACUGAUCAGCGAGCAGGAACGACAUAAAAAACCCAAGCCAGAUGAUUACGAUAAGGAUUUAAAACAUAGAAGGAUUGAGAAGACGAUUACGGAAGGGUCUCAUCAUCGGAAGAGGCCUUAUGAAAAUAUUGUGGCUAUUAAUCAGCUAGAUAGCGGCUCCACUAUAGAAGCGACUCCAGCGACGAACGUAACAUCGACUCCAAAAUCUGGAACACCAAAAGCAGUGGAACGUCACAAUUACAACUCCACUUCGAGGUCACGUGAGGAAACGGCUUCUCAGUUAGUUAAACGUGACACUAAUAGUACUAACAACAGCAAUAGAGGCCGUGAUGAAAGUAUACCAUCGCGACAGCGUGAUGAUGUGACAGCACUAAAAAGAGCGCGACAGACAGCUCCCCUGAUUGCGCUUCUACCAACUCCACCAGUGUCAAGUACCGCUUCCGUAAUGACUAAUUUGCAAAGUUCAAAGUAUAACUCAUCGACAGUGCAGCCGAAUCGUUCAAAUCAUAUUGCUGAAGGUACACACAGAGCUAAUGCUAAUACGAAUUGGUCGGUGACGAGCGAUUAUUAUAUGGGCUCAUCUUCCAGUAAUGCGUCACGUUUUGCACAGUCAUCUGGAUCGUCUAAUCAUAGACAUUAUUCAUCAUCAAGUGCCGGACGUACGAAAUCACGUGAACCCUUACUAAGUACACCUGACACAGGGAACUCUUAUUAUAAACGUUCCCGUCUGCGACCAUCUUCACCUACUACAGUAACGAUAUCAAAUACUUAUCGGCAGUCACAACGUCCGCCAAGUCCUGAAAAUCGUACAGGAUCCAGUUAUUCAACUUUGCCACCGCCACCUUUACCACCGCAAAAUGAAGAACUUGAAGACGGCGAAGUUUUAUAA